Oryzias latipes (Japanese medaka) is the source of this 3332-nucleotide messenger RNA. It is a transcript of the gene xrn2, whose product is annotated as 5'-3' exoribonuclease 2. Gene Ontology annotation, molecular function: RNA binding; zinc ion binding; 5'-3' RNA exonuclease activity. Lineage: Eukaryota; Metazoa; Chordata; Actinopteri; Beloniformes; Adrianichthyidae. The record is from RefSeq and is a predicted model, not a curated record. Gene Ontology annotation, cellular component: nucleus. Gene Ontology annotation, biological process: nuclear-transcribed mRNA catabolic process.
UUGUUUAUUCCGGAAGAAGUGCGUCAUGGCUAACAUGCUGUAGCUUUCGUGUUUUCCUGUUAAACCACAUUACACGUGAAGUGUUUUUAAACGUAUUAGGUGUUUUAUCCGUUUGUGGAUAAAGGAAAAUUUCAAGAAUGGGAGUCCCAGCAUUUUUUCGUUGGCUAAGCCGAAAGUACCCGUCUAUAAUUGUGCAUUGUGUUGAAGAGAAGGGGAAAGAGUGUAAUGGAGUUCGUAUUCCUGUCGACACCACAAAACCAAACCCCAACGAGGUGGAAUUUGACAACUUGUACUUGGACAUGAAUGGGAUCAUUCAUCCUUGCACACAUCCUGAAGACAAACCUGCUCCCAAAAAUGAAGAUGAAAUGAUGGUCGCUAUCUUUGAGUACAUCGAUCGCCUGUUCAAUAUAGUGCGCCCCAGAAGAGUCCUAUACAUGGCAAUCGAUGGAGUAGCUCCACGUGCCAAAAUGAACCAGCAACGCUCUCGGCGGUUUCGCGCCUCCAAAGAGGGAGUUGAGCUUGUAGACGAGAAGCAGCGCAUGAGAGAAGAGAUCAUUCAGAGAGGAGGUUAUCUUCCACCUGAAGAAAUCAAAGAGAGGUUUGACAGCAACUGCAUCACUCCAGGAACAGAGUUCAUGGACAACCUGGCCCACUGUCUUCGAUACUAUGUAGCUGAAAGGCUCAGCAAUGAUCCUGGAUGGAAGAAUGUUGUUGUCUUCUUGUCUGAUGCCAGCGUUCCAGGAGAAGGAGAACACAAGAUUAUGGAUUUUAUCCGGAGACAGAGAGCUCAACCUAAUCAUGACCCAAACACGCAUCACUGCCUUUGUGGAGCUGACGCUGACCUGAUCAUGUUGGGCUUGGCCACUCAUGAACCAAACUUUACUAUAAUCAGAGAGGAGUUUAAACCCAACAAACCACGCCCCUGCUCUCUCUGUGGACAGACGGGUCAUGAGAUGAAGGACUGUCAAGGUGUGGCAAGAGAGAAGCAAGGACAGCAUGAUGAGUUUGCCGACACAAUGCCGGUGUCAGAGCAGGAGUUCAUAUUUAUCAGAUUAUGUGUUCUGAGGGAGUAUUUGGAAAGAGAGCUUACCAUGGCCAGUCUGCCAUUUCCCUUUGACUUUGAGCGCAGUGUUGACGACUGGGUCUUCAUGUGUUUCUUUGUUGGGAACGACUUCUUACCACAUCUGCCAUCCUUAGAAAUCAGAGAGGGAGCAAUAGAUCGUCUGGUCAACAUUUACAAAGAUGUUGUUCACAAAACUGGAGGCUACUUAACCCAAAAUGGCUAUGUCAACUUGGAGCGAGUCGAGAUGAUCAUGCAGGCUGUGGGCGUGGCUGAGGACAACAUCUUUAAGAAACGCAAAGAGGAUGAGGAGAACUUCAGAAGGAGAAACAAAGAAAAACGAAAAAGGAUGAAAGUGGAGCAGCAGGGUCCUGCUUACCUGACCACUGGGCAGUUUGCCCCUCAAGCCUUGGGAAGAAGAGAUGUUCCUGAACCCAUCCAGAACGCUCGACACCAGGCGUACGACAUGAGGAUGAACCCCAGAGAGCAAAACAACAAGAAUGCAGCUCAGUCUCUGAAAGCCAUGUUGAGGAACGAGGGCAGUUCGUCUUCUGGUGCCAAUGAAAGCCAAGAUCGCAGAGCACCCAAGAGGAAAGCUGAGGACAGCGACAGCGACCCUGAGCCUGAAGACAAUGUCAGGUUGUGGGAGGAUGGCUGGAAGCAGAGAUACUACAAGAACAAGUUUGAUGUGGAUGUGACAGACAGUGACUUCAGGAAGAAGGUGGUUCAGUCGUAUGUGGAGGGCCUCUGCUGGGUGCUGCGAUAUUACUAUCAGGGCUGUGCAUCCUGGAAGUGGUACUUCCCAUUCCACUACGCUCCGUUUGCCUCUGACUUCAAAGACAUCAAAGAAAUGUUCACGGAAUUUGAGAAGGACACCAUGCCGUUCAAACCUCUGGAGCAGCUAAUGAGUGUGUUUCCUGCUGCCAGUGGGAACUUCCUGCCACCAACGUGGAGAAACCUCAUGGUCAGCCCGGAGUCUUCCAUCAUUGAUUUUUACCCUGACGAUUUUGCCAUUGACCUCAAUGGUAAAAAAUACGCUUGGCAAGGUGUUGCUUUGCUGCCUUUUGUGGAUGAACGGCGUUUGAGAGCUGCUCUGGCAGAAGUCUACCCUGACCUCACGCCUGAGGAAGCGAGGAGAAACAGUCUGGGCAGCGAUGUGUUGUUUGUUGGAAAGAGUCACCCGCUGUAUGACUUCAUCCAUGAACUCUACCGGGAUGAAUGUAACAAGGGCACAGUGGUUCCACCAGAGCUGUGCUUUGGAAUCCAAGGGUUAUUAAAUCUUGAUAACAACCCUGUUCUACCAGACAAGCCAGUGAAGUCCCCUAUCCCUACAUUGCGGGACAUUUCACAAAGUACUGCAGUCAGUGUGAAGUUCAAGGACCCUGAAUUUGCAGUUGGAUAUGUGUUCAAAGCAGUUCUACUCCCUGGAGCCAAGAUUCCCACUAAAGUCUUGAAGCCAGGAGACUGGGAAAGGGGGAACAGGGGACCAUGGAGACCCCAGCUGGGAUUCAACCCCAACAGACAACAGGCUCACCUGGACCAGUCUGGCUUCAGAGCUCUUGGUCACAGUCUGAACAGGAACCAACAAGGUGGAGGACAGUACAGCAACACUCCACCCCCAGGCACCUACCACCAAGGAAGCUACCGUCCACAGCACGCCGGUGGCCACCGUGGAUUUCAACAUUCCAGACCAAAUCCUCAGUUGGGAGCAUCACAACCUUACCAACAGCCGCAGUUUUCAAGGCAUCAACAACAGCCGCCGCAGUACUCGGGCGGCGGACACGGAUGGAAUCGGGUCGUGCAGUCCCAGCCGUCGGCGUACCAGCAGAACGCCAACCGCGAUCGGGGAGGGCCGAGGCAUGCCGGCUACCAGCAGCCCCACGAUCACUGGCAAGACCGCCAGGACGAUCGAAGGGGCAACCGAGGGCAACCGCAACAGGGGUACGGCUCCAGCAGAAGCUAUCCUCCUCCUCCACCAUCCAGACGCUGGAACUGAAAUGGGACAAAUAUAUUUUAGGGGGAUUGAAACUUCUUUUGUUAGAAAAAUGUGUCCUUUUUUCACUGUCUUAAUGUACAGUGUUUUUUUUCUCAUUCUUUUCUCAACUUUAAGGAAAAGAAUUAAUUUGUCAUUUUUAUUAUCAACAACUUGUUUAGCUUGUAAAAUGCAAGUGAGUCAUGUACAAAGUGCCCCACUGUUUUCGCUUUUGAGAGAAAUUCCUCCAAGCAGUUCAUGUUUAAGAAAAAAAAACUUGGAAUAAAAUAAUUGUUGGAA